AUGGUCAACUGCGUGGCGCUGCUCCGCGAGGCCUCCCCAUGGGGCCUGCUCGGCGGGGUGGCAGCGGCACUGGUCCUGUGGUGGGCGGUGCAGGUGCUGGAGUACGCCUGGUGGGCUCCCCGGCGAAUGGAGCGGGCCCUCAGGGCGCAGGGCCUGAGGGGCACCCAGUACCGCUUCCUGUGGGGCGACCUCAAGGAGGAGAGCCGGCUAACGGCGGCGGCCCUGACCAGGCCCGUGCACACGGACCGGCCCCACGACUUCUUCCCGCGUGUUUCCCCUCUCCUUCACCGUGCCGUCAAGGAGCAUGGCAAGCUCUCGUUCACAUGGUUCGGGCCGACCCCAAGAGUUGUAAUCACCGACCCUGAGCUUGCCCGGGAAGUGUUGACAAAUAAGUGUGGCGACUUCGUGAAAUCGAUGCUCUCUCCUCUCUCAAAGGUGCUGGUUGCUGGGCUCGUGGUCCUUGACGGUGAAAAAUGGGCCAAACAUCGGAGGAUUCUUAAUCCGGCCUUCCACGCGGAGAAGCUAAAGGGAAUGCUGCCAGCAUUCUUGGCUUGUUCCAGCGAACUGGUUGACAGAUGGGAGAAACAGAUUUCUGCUUCUGUUGAACCAACCGAGCUGGAUGUGUGGCCAGAGUUCCAAAAUCUAUCAGGAGACGUAAUUUCAAGAGCUGCAUUCGGUGUUAGUUACGAAGAAGGGAGAAGAAUUUUCCUACUUCAGGCCGAGCAAGCUGAACGCCUUGUUCAAUCUUUCAGGAUAAAUUACAUCCCUGGCUUCUCUCUCUUGCCGACAGAAAACAAUAGGAGGAUGAAUGCAGUCGAUAGGGAGGUCAAGACGAUCCUGAGGGGCAUAAUAGAGAAGAGACAGAAGGCUCUUAAGAAUGGUGAAGCAACCAAGGACGACCUGCUGGGAUUGCUACUGGAGUCGAACAUGAAUUACAGUGACUCGGAUGGCAAAUCCAGCAAGGGGAUUACCGUGGAAGAGGUGAUCGGCGAGUGCAAGGUGUUCUACUUCGCAGGUAUGGAGACUACCGGUGUGCUGCUCACAUGGACAAUGGUCCUGCUCAGCAUGCACCCGGAGUGGCAGGAUCGUGCCAGGGAGGAAGCUCUGCAAGUCUUUGGUCAAAACAAGCCGGAUUUCAAUGGCGUGUCACGCCUAAAAGUUGUGACCAUGGUGCUGUACGAGGUGCUACGUCUGUACCCUCCGGUGGUGGCCAUGAACCGCCGGACACACCAGCCGACGAAGCUGGGAGGCGUCACGUACCCGGCGGGAGUCAUGCUCACGACGCCCGUGAUGUUCCUCCACCGGGACCCUGCCCUGUGGGGGUCCGACGCCGGCGAGUUCAACCCGGGGAGGUUCGCCGACGGCGUGUCCAAGGUGUGCAGCGACCCGGGCGCCUUCGUCCCCUUCAGCUGGGGGCCGCGCGUCUGCAUCGGCCAGAACUUCGCGCUCGUGGAGGCCAAGCUGGCGCUCAGCAUGAUCCUACAGCGCUUCGCGUUCGAGCUGUCGCCGGCGUACGUGCACGCGCCCUACACUGUCCUCACGCUGCACCCGCAGCACGGCGUUCCGGUCAGGCUGCGCAGGCUAUGA
This is a messenger RNA of Miscanthus lutarioriparius, 1587 nucleotides long. The record is from the annotation of a GenBank genome assembly. Lineage: Eukaryota; Viridiplantae; Streptophyta; Magnoliopsida; Poales; Poaceae.